Phlebotomus papatasi is the source of this 3633-nucleotide messenger RNA. Its product is annotated as protein dachsous-like. Lineage: Eukaryota; Metazoa; Arthropoda; Insecta; Diptera; Psychodidae. The record is from RefSeq and is a predicted model, not a curated record. The transcript has 3 exons. The coding region runs from base 1 to 1935 and encodes 644 amino acids. Gene Ontology annotation, molecular function: calcium ion binding. Gene Ontology annotation, cellular component: plasma membrane. Gene Ontology annotation, biological process: homophilic cell-cell adhesion.
AUGCUUCUAAUGGUUUCGGUGCGGGCAAAUCUGCUGGCCGGUGAUGUGAUUACUGCCACGACGAGAGUGAAGAAAUUGUGUAAAGCAGGGCAUGGCUUCGGGACGCUGGAAUCGGUGAUGGUGCGACGAAGGAAUGUUGGUAGGAUGGCAGAGGCAUCCUCCAAGCGUCCGCUGAUCAUGCUUUGGAUUGCGCUAUGUUUGCUCGCGAUCGGCACUGGCGCUGAGCAUGUGCGCGAACUAGAAGUAUCAGAGGGAGUGCCAAUAGGGCACCAGAUAGGUUUCAUCGGGGAAUUCCUGCAUGGCCUGGACAGUGGGCCACCGUACUUAAUAGUUCCGGUGCCGGGCAGUGCAGUGGACAGUGAUCUUGCCAUCGAUCAUACAACCGGUGAAAUUAGGACCAAAGUGGCAUUAGAUCGUGAAACGCGUGCUUCAUAUUCGCUCGUGGCAAUUCCGUUAAGUGGUGCAAAUGUGCGUGUUGUUGUGCGUGUCUUAGAUGAAAAUGACAACGCUCCAACCUUCCCCACACCUGUCAUGAACAUUGAAUUCCCCGAGAACACCCCUCGUGAUGUCAAGCGUACACUCAAUCCUGCCCGGGACCUCGAUCUUGGUCGCUACAAUACCCAAAGGUACAACAUCGUAUCGGGAAACGUAAACAAUGCUUUCCGACUAUCUUCGCAUCGAGAACGAGACGGGGUACUAUACCUAGAUUUACAGAUCAACGGUUUUCUCGAUCGGGAAACCAUACCGGCAUAUAGUCUUGUGAUUGAGGCCCUAGAUGGUGGGACACCACCACUUAGGGGCCAGAUGACCGUUAAUAUCACAAUACAAGAUGUCAAUGACAACCAACCUAUUUUCAAUCAAAGCCGAUACUUUGCCAGUGUUCCUGAAAAUGCAACUGUUGGGACCAGUAUCCUUCAAGUUUUUGCCACCGAUACAGAUGCGGCUGAAAAUGGAUUGGUUGAGUACGCAAUAAAUCGUCGUCAGAGCGAUAAGGAACAGAUGUUCAGGAUAGAUCCACAAACUGGCUGGAUCUCCGUAAACAAACCCCUGGAUUUUGAAACGAAAGAACUCCAUGAACUAGUUGUUGUGGCUAAAGAUCAUGGUAUUCAACCACUAGAAACCACAGCUUUUGUAUCAAUUCGUGUAACGGAUGUCAAUGAUAAUCAGCCCAUCAUCAAUGUAAUCUUUCUGAGUGACGAUGCCACUCCCAAGAUUUCGGAAUCUGCCCAACCAGGGGAGUUUGUUGCCAGAAUAAGUGUUAACGAUCCAGACUCUAAAACUGAAUACUCAAAUGUGAAUGUGACAUUAAGUGGUGGUGACGGUCGUUUCGGUUUAACAACGCGCGAUAACAUCAUAUACUUAGUGAUUGUCUCUCUACCCCUCGAUCGUGAACUUCAACCAAAUUAUACGUUAAGUGUUGUAGCUACGGAUACUGGUAACCCUCCUCUACACGCUAGCAAAACCAUCUACCUUCGCGUAACUGACAUCAAUGACAAUGCUCCUGAAUUCGAGAGUGAUUCCUACCAUGCCAAUGUUAUGGAGGUUGCAGACCCGGGUACCUCUGUUAUCCAAGUGGUUGCCGUGGAUCGCGAUGAAGGCAACAAUUCUGCCAUAAUGUACUCCCUCCUAGACACACCUGAUACUCAUUCUCAGUGGUUCCAAAUUGAUUCGCGUAGUGGACUUAUUACUACACGUGCGCAUAUUGAUUGUGAAACCGAACCUGUACCUCAACUUACAGUAGUGGCAAAGGAUAGUGGACAUCCUUCACUUUCCUCAACUGUUAGUGUUUUUGUGACCAUUCACGAUGUCAACGACAAUGAGCCCAUCUUCGAUCAGAGCUUCUACAAUGUAUCAGUGGCUGAAAAUGAACCCAAAGGACGCUGCAUUCUUAAGGUAUGUUGUAAAAACUACAGUCUUUGUCCAGAUUGUUCGUGAUGUUUUGCAAAGGGUUUUACCAAAUGUACUUCUGUGUAAGUAAUUACAAAGAACUCGUAUAAAAUAGUAAUCUUUCUAGAGUUAAACGAGAAUUACAUUUUUGAUCAAUUACGCCCCACUUUAUUUCACUUUUUAUUAAAUUUUUUUUUCUAUAAGAGAGGUAACUGUAACCCCAAAUGACCUGAAGAGGUUUACACCGAUUUCAAGAGAAAAACAAUCACGAACAGAAUAUUAAAUUAAUAUUUUCGGAUUUUUCUCAGGGAUCAGAUUAAAUCUUAAAAUUAUUAUUCUUUAAAUUUUCUUGUAAAUGACUUAUCCAAAUUAUUUAAUUUUGUAACCACUGAAAGGGCCUUAAUUAUCAUUUACAUAAAAAUAUUCACUGAUUUUUAGUAAAAAACAAGAAGGUCCAAGAGUUUUAACAAGAUCAUUAUUAAAAAAUUAAAUUUAUUAAAAUAUUAAUAUACCAAUUAGCAUAUUACAAAAGCACCCAAUAAAUGUUUUGAGGUUUAUAUUUUCAACUAAUUAUAGAGUAUUUUUCUUAACCUGGCGAUCCCUGGUAAUUCUACACAUUAUUUUUCUUUUAGAAAGUCUUGGAAUAUGAUUUUAAGUACAGUGCGACUCUAAUAUUAUCAACCCAUAAAAAUUUUAAUUAAAAUUAAAAAGUAGGGGAAAGUGGGGCAUUUUUUAAAAUGGGGUACCUCUAUAUUGGGGCUUUUUUCUAUUUUUAAGUACACCUGGACCUUACCAUGAAAUAAUAUAGCUCCACAAACCAAUAAAUUACAAUUUGAUAACCUCAGUUCCAUUUUAAAAUAUGAGAAAAAGGCCCUGUUUAAAUGCACCCCAAUUCAAAGGUACCACACUUCCUCCUAUGUAAAAUUACAGGCUUAACGUCAAAUUUUUAAACUACUUGUCUUGACUAAUAACGUAAUACAAUUUUUAACAACUUAAAACACAUAGAAUAUAAGGAGUAAAUACGUUGACACUAUUGGAGUCAUACUGUAAAAUAUUUUAACUGUUGUCUUAUGCAGAUUUUGUAUCAAAUUUAACACGUUUUUUUUAGCACAGUUUGAUCUAAGAAUUGAGAAAAAUUUUAGAAAGUUUUCACCUCUAAUUUGGAGUUUUACAAUUUAAACUUUAUUUAAAACAAAUAAACAUUUUUAUGAAACGUUUUAAUAUCAAGUAGAGGAAAGUUGGGGUAGUUUUAGGUAGAGGAAAGUACUCUCUCUUCGAACGUUCAUGCCUUCGAAUAAUGUGAUUUUCUUUAAGCUUCCCUAAGAGAUUUAGCACGCAAUUAUCAAUUAAUUGACAAUAAGCUAACCAAUAUUAUACCAAUACCGAAAACUAUACCUGAGCUAUACCAAUACCGAAAAAAUCGACAUUUUGAAUUAUUGAAGGUAAAAGGUCAACCACUUUGGAGAACCCAUUUUUCAACAGAUUUUGUUAAAUUUGGAUUUUUUAGAUAGGUAUUGAAAUUUCGAACCCGACUGCAUUGGUAUUCAUCGGUAAUGAACCGGUUAAGUGUCAAUUUUUGAAGAUUUUUACAUCCCCUAUAAUUAAUAUUCCCUAAAAGCCAUGUUUUCUCAAUGAUUUUCGAAUAUGCUUUAGUAUUAGUAAUAGUAGUAUUUAUUCAAUAACAAAAAUAGGGUUCAUUCCUCUUACAAUUGUGAUAAAGAGAAAAAGAAAAACAAGUAAAAAAAA